Molecule: messenger RNA, 639 nt
Organism: Drosophila santomea
Lineage: Eukaryota; Metazoa; Arthropoda; Insecta; Diptera; Drosophilidae
Exons: 1
Coding region: 71-478 (135 amino acids)
Source: RefSeq, a predicted model, not a curated record
ACUCAAUCGUGUUUGCGAUCUCGGUGCGAAUAGAUCAACUGUUGGGAAAGUUAAUAAACCAAGUUCAGAAAUGCCGCUGCGCAGGAAAGAGGAUUAUAUACCCAUCAAGUGCGAGGGCUGGAACGGAAAGUUCGUGUAUCCGGAUGGAGCCGUCAAUAAUGUGUCCAAGAUCCGUCGCCAGAACCAGAACGUGACCAACACCAACAACUUCUACGGCUUCAACACGGAACCCAUCGUCCUGCCCACCGAAUGGGAUGGUACCUUCGUGAAGAGUGGCGAGACCCGCAUCAAACAGGAGCGCAAUCGUUCCGAUGACCAGGAUUACUUUGACUACAACACCGAGCCCACGGUACUGCCCACCACUUGGAGUGGCGAGUUCGUCACCGAUCCCACCGAUGUGCGCAUCAAGCCGGAACGGAACUUCUCGGAUGCCAGGGAUUAUGCGGAGGCAUCCAGAUUCAAACUGGUCCAGCACUGAGUGAGAUCCCGAUCCUCCCGUUUCAAUCAAACUAAUCCUGCAAAUGUUGCGUUUGUUUCGGUUUCGCAUUGUAAUUGUUCGCUAACCUCAGCGUUUGUUGUAUUUUAUUUUCUAUGAUAUUUAUUCGUAUACUUAAUAAACCUUAGCAAAAAACACUGAAA